AUGGUGCGUCGGAAAGCUGAAGCAAGGUCAUAUGAUAGAAUAACAUAUAAGGAGCAUUCUAUGACUCAUGGUUUAAUAAACAAACCCCCUCGCAAGUCACAUGUUUUGAGAGAAAUUAGAUAUUUGAGGAAAUCUGUGAUGCUACUGAUACCAAGAACCUCAUUUUCUCGUUUAGUGAAAGAAAUUAUUAUAAACUUAUUUCCCAAUUCUUUUGUAAAUAGAAUACAAUCAAUUGCACUUGAAGCACUACAAGAAGCAACUGAAGCAUAUAUGGUUCAAUUUUUUGAAGAUUGUGUAUUAUUGUCAUUACAUGCAAAACGUGUAACUCUUCGAAUUCAUGACAUGAUUUUGACGCGACGACUCAGAGGAAGAGGAGAUAUUAUAAAUAAAUAA
Molecule: messenger RNA, 393 nt
Organism: Eufriesea mexicana
Lineage: Eukaryota; Metazoa; Arthropoda; Insecta; Hymenoptera; Apidae
Product: histone H3.3-like type 1
Exons: 4
Coding region: 1-393 (130 amino acids)
Cellular component (GO): nucleosome
Molecular function (GO): DNA binding; structural constituent of chromatin; protein heterodimerization activity
Source: RefSeq, a predicted model, not a curated record